Plasmodium fragile is the source of this 2454-nucleotide messenger RNA. RefSeq lists its product as uncharacterized. The coding region runs from base 1 to 2454 and encodes 817 amino acids. The record is from RefSeq and is a predicted model, not a curated record. NCBI's taxonomy places the organism in Eukaryota, Apicomplexa, Aconoidasida, Haemosporida, Plasmodiidae. The transcript has 2 exons.
AUGAAGGGCGCAACGCUUGUGAUGUGCGCCCAAAGGAGGUUUGUCAGCGUGUACAACUUUUUCAUCUGUGUGCGGAAGGGCGGAGAGGCUACGCUGAUGAAAGAUAUCAAGCAGCGUUACGUGAGGGAAGUAACAAAAUACCAAGCGCACAAAAAGAAUGCCACAGAACAAAAAAAUGAAAAAGGCAAAAAAGAAAAACAUUUAGUUCGACUAGGCAAAUGCAAUGGAGGGGUGCAAAUUAAAUGCUCCCCAGCUCUCAUUUAUUUGCUAUCAUUAAAAUGUGGGUAUGUGGAAAGCAUAUGGCUGAACGUUGCGAAAAAUGCCUCCUGCACUUCCUUGGUCACACUGGAAGAGAUCAUCAAAAAGGUCCCAUGGCAUUCCUACAUUUCUCCAAACCAUUUGGAGGACAUCCCCUUGAAGGUCACUUCACGCAAGUCCAAGCUGUUUGACGUGGCCGAUAUUGGACGUGUUGUACGUGAGCGAUUAAAUGAGUUCGCUAGGUCAUACAAAGAGGCUCACAUGACAGGAGAGCACUCUCCAUCGCCACACGCAUGUCUUGUAACCCCUCGCUUGGAGGACCCCCCUCCGGAUACACAAACAUACGCAAACAAUGUGGUAGAAAACACAAACGAAAGGACAAAAAAAAACACAUGGAAUUUAUUAGCUAUUCAUAUUGAAGAUAAUUUAUGCAAUGUGGACAUCAAAUUUACCGGAAAAUUAUCUCCUCGAUUUUAUCAGUAUUGUCAUUUGGACCACCUAGAGAGUGUACCCAACUACGACAAAUGUGAUAAUGUGAAUUUCCAUUCGCUCUUCAAUAAGGACGUGGACAUUUCUGAUGGUCAGAUUAAGAGCAUCGUGCAGGAGAAUGUUCCAUUUUGGUCCAUAUUUGAGGAAAAAAAAAAAAUUCAACUAAGUGAUGAACGUGGCCCUUCUGCGGAGGAGGAAACGCAACACUAUUAUAAGUACAGCUAUUUUGGGGAUGCCCUGAAGAGGGAUUCACUCGACCGUCUGACGAGUCCCAAGGAGGUUUUACCACCAAGGGACGACUACCACAUUAACAGUCAUCUAAAUGGAAAUAAUGAUACACCUUACGUGGGUGAGCUUUCCAAUGGGGAACAAGUUGCAGGGGGGGAAAAAUGCACUCAUGAGGAAAAGGCAGAAGCAAACCCAACCAAUGCACUCGGCAUAUCACACGCCGACAACGAACGUGUUCUAAACUACCUGCGUGACAUGGAAAUAAAGAGAAUGAACCAUCACAAUAACAAUUUCUUUUUAAGUGACGACUGCUACGACGCAGCUAGCUGUAUAUAUUCUUUAGCUGUGCAAAAAUGUCUGAAGAAUCAAAAACAUGUAAAACUUAUUUGGGAUCCCUUCUGCUCCAAUGGCAACAUCAUCUUCGAGUUGUUGUUUUAUUUUCUGCGCAUUCCAAUUUAUAACGACAAGCAAAUUUUACCUUUCAUGAAUUUGAAAAUAUAUGACCAGCAAGAGUUUCUACACAUCUAUCGGUACCUUUUGGACAACCCAGAUGGUGCACAGAACCACCAGGUGCAGUUAAUCGGUACCGACAGUCGGAGCAUUAUGAUUGCUCAAUGCAAAAAGAACCUUGUCAGGUGCGCUUUGUACUAUAAAGACAUUUUUGAGAAAGUGAAGAAAAAUAAAAGGUGUACCUAUCGGGGCAAUUCUACGAACGAAGCGGACCUUUCCACUUCUUCUUCACGUGGAAGUUAUUUGAGUAGAAAUUCAUUUUUAGGUGGCGCGCUCAGGGACCAUGUGAUGGGUGAACAUGAGGCAGAGCAGGGGGGAGAGGACGGUGAGGUGGAAGUGAUGGGUGAGAGUUGCGCGCCUCCCUUUGAUGAAGCGGCAGAGCGGAGUUACGUCCGAGAUAUGGACGCGCUGCGCAGGUUGGGCGAGACUCCAAAGGGGGGAUUACCCCGGAGCGGCACCUCGUCAGUAGCCCCAUCGGAUGUAUCCCCAUCAGAAGCAGCCACAUCCGUAAUAACAGCCCCCGAUUUGCACACCACGUCUGUAUCCACCGCGGAGGACCUCAACUACAACUUGGAGUUCCCCUUGGAUGUAUCCUUUCACAAGGCCCACUUUUUCAACGUCGCGCCGUUUGUAAAGGACGCGAUAAUUAUAACAAAAAUUCCCCACUUCAGUUUUGUAAAGGAACUCGGAGUACACAAAAAAACUUUCACCCUGUACGAGCAGUUCGAGCAGAUGCUAAGUUCAAGAAGUGACUGGAAGGGAGUAUAUGUCCUCAUCAGGAAUCAGGUCUUCUUAAACAAAUCGAAAUUGGAGUGGAACAAAAUGCUGUCCUUAAAGGACUCUAAGGGUAGACACUUAACGUUACUCAGUUGGACGGGACGCAAAAAGAAUUUAUAUUCUUUUGCAACGGAGGACGACAAGUUGAGGGAGCUAGAAAGGUUUAGUGAGAGUCUGACCUUUGAAGCGUAG